AUGAAUAACUCAGAAAAUAAAAAUUUAUAUUUGACAAAAAUAUUACCUUUAUUUGGAGAUCCUAUCUUAAAAAAAACAACAAAAGAUAGAAUGUUAAAUAAAUAUAAUAUGGAAAAUUUAAAUGCUAUACCAAAUAGUAAUUUAAAUAAAAAAACUAAUACUAAAAUUAUAAAAUUAAGUAAUGUAUUAGGACUUUAUUUAAAAGGCUUAAAUAUAUAUAAUUUUCAUUUAAAUAAUUAUAUAAAUAAUAAUAAUAAUAAAGAUUUAAUUUUACAUUUAAAAAACCAACAGAAACAAACAACAAAUAUCGAAAGUUUAAAUAAAAAAAACUUCUCUAUGGAAAAAGAAAAUACAUUUAAUACAAAACUAUCUACUUUAUUAAAAGUUUUAAAUAAAUAUCUUAAUAUUACGGAUUCUGGUGCCAGCAUUAAUAAUCUAGGACAGAAGAAAUCAAAUAAAAAAAGUUUAAACUUAGACCUUCGAACGUUACGAAUCCUUCCUUCGGAUUCUGCUUUCCUCGCAACUUCUUCAAAUAAAACUAAUUUAUUUAAAAAAAAUAGAAAAAUACAGAAACUUCAAAUUAUUUCUAAUUUCUCUAAUUUGAAUUCUGACUUACAAAGUAACAAACCUUUAAAUUUAGGAUUAAAAUCUGAAAAUAAUAAUAAAGAAAAUUUUUCUUCUUUAGCUUUAUCCCAAAAAAUAAUAAUUAAGAAUAGUAUAGUUAAUGCUAAAACGGAUUUAAUUAAUGAUUCUGAGAAUCUGUUACAAAAAUUAAUUAAUACUCGACUGUGGAAAAAAUUAAUUUCUCCUAGUCAUAUACUUUCUUUAGGUGCGAGCGAAGUAGGCGGAGAUAAUUCAGAGUUUGUAUUCCAAUUAGAUGGAAAAAAAGGUGUAGAUAAAAUUAAAUUACUUAAUUCUUUAUUACAUCCUUCCUCUACAAAAAUUUCUAAAUUUGCAUCCAAAAGUUAUAUAAAAAAAUUAAUACUAAAGGGUUUAUCCUUAGGAAUCAUCUCAAGAACAGAUCUCUCUAAUACAAAAAAUCUCAAAAUCAAAGGAUUAAAUUUAUUAGAAAUAAUUUUAAGUAGUAUAAUUGCAAUUAAAAUUUUAAAUUCUAAAAUUAGUUUAAAAAGAAAAAAAAUUAGAUUACUAAAAUAUAUUAAUUUAGCCUCUGAACUUUCAAGAUCUAAUAGUAAUAAUAAAAAUAUUAAUAAUAUUUCAUUCUCUUAUUUAAAUAAUAAUCAAAAUAAUUUGUCUAAUUCUUCAAAUAAAAAUAAUUUUUUAAUACCAAUUCAAAAUAAAAAUAUCCCUGUAGUUUAUAAUAAUAAAUUAGCUCCUAUAAUUAAUCAAUAUAUUAAAUCAAUGACUAUUUUUAAUAUGAAAAAUAAAGGUUCUAUUUUCUCUUAUUCAAGUAUAAUUGGUUUUAAUUUUUUAAGUAAAAAUAAUAAAUUAAUUAAAAAUGUUUAUAAAUUUUUAUCUACUUCUUUUUAUUCUAUGUAUUGUUUAAUUAGUAAACCUGUUUUUGUUAUUACUCCUGAUAAAAUUAUUAUUCAAUUGUUUUAUUAUUUAUUUAUUCCUAAUUUAUUUAAAUAUAAAAUUAGAAAUAGAAAAAAAUUCUUUAAUAGACUUUUAAAAAGUAAAAGAGCUAAAUCGAAUAGAAAUUUUGUUAAUAAUCAAAAUAAAUUUAGAUUCUCUAAUAAAUUCAAAUAUAAAAAAAUUAAAAAAGCACAAAGAAAAAUAUUUAGAAAACUAUCUAAUAUUAGUUUAAUUAAUUUAUAUCCCAAUAAAUUUAAAAAAAUUUGUUUAAUUUUAAGUCGUUUCUUUAAAAAACCUGUAGAAUUAGAUUUAAUUAGAUUACAUUAUCCUUAUAAUGAUAGUAAUAUUUUAGUUAAUCUAUUAGGAAUUAUGAUUAAUAAAAUUAAAAUUAGAAUUAUUAUUAGAAAACUAUUUAGAAAAGCUAUUAUUAAAAACCCUAAUAAAUUAGAAAAUAAAAAUUUAACUAUUUUACCUUCUUUCUUAUCAGGAAUGAAUAUUAGAAUUGCUGGUAGAUUAUUAACUCAAAAAGUAGUACCUAGAAUGACAGUUAAAACAAUUAGAAGAGGAGUAUUAGCUAAAAGUAAAGUUAACUUCUCUGAUGUUGCUAGAUUAACUAAAAAAAAUAAAAGAGGUGCCUUUAGUAUUACAAUCUCUUCAGGACAAAAUUUUAAAUAG
This is a messenger RNA of Pleurotus ostreatus (oyster mushroom), 2208 nucleotides long. The record is from the annotation of a RefSeq genome assembly. Lineage: Eukaryota; Fungi; Basidiomycota; Agaricomycetes; Agaricales; Pleurotaceae.